This is a messenger RNA of Schistocerca piceifrons (Central American locust), 864 nucleotides long. Its product is annotated as skin secretory protein xP2. The transcript is spliced from 2 exons. Bases 1 to 864 code for a protein of 287 amino acids. Lineage: Eukaryota; Metazoa; Arthropoda; Insecta; Orthoptera; Acrididae. The record is from RefSeq and is a predicted model, not a curated record.
AUGCGGCUCCCACGCAUAUUCAGCGUCUUCAGGCGCAACAGAAUAAGAUCCUCCGGCGGGUCUUCCAUACAGAGCGGCGCCGCAGCCAGGACAAAGAACCGGCGCGCGCGACGAGCACGACGUGGUGGGAAGAAGCACUCGCCAUCGUACAGAGGUAACUCCGCCCCGCAGCCAGCUCCCAGGCAGCAGCAGGCACCGGCUACGCUACAAAAUGGUGGACGAGCACCACCCGCCGCCGCCAUUGCUGCGCAAGGGCCCGCCGACGGCCAGUCUCGCAAGCAGGUAGCUCCGCCGACCGCGCCGAGCCAAUCGCCGGCAGCUCCUCCCCCCGCGCUCAGCCGGUCGCCGGAAGCUCCGCCUUCCGCGCCCAGCCAAUGGGGGGAGCCCACGCGUACCGCACCGAGCGCCGCGCAGGUAGCGCCGCCUACCGCACCUCGCCGCAACGCAGCAGCCAAUCCGGUUGCGCCUCGCCCGAACGCCACUGCGCCACAGAAGGAAGAUGGCAACUGCAACGCGCCGCUCCAUGAUAGCAUGGCGGACUUCCCAGCUCUACGUUCACGCCCCGGGCGGUGUCCUGGCACUGCCCAGACAGCCGCCCGCCAUCUCGUUGGAAACUACAAUGGCGCCCUCACGGCUGCACCUCCUGCAAAAGCUUCGAGCGGCACACAACAAAAUGAGCGCCCAGACCCGUUUGGGAACUACUGCGCCUUCUUCGAGCGCAUGUUCGGCUUAAUGGAGCAACUUAUGACGCGCGUCCUUGAUGCGAUCAGUGAGCUCCCAGCCAGAAUGACGGCCGCGGUCAACCAGGCCAUUCACGCUAACUUCCAACAACAACAGCAUGGCGGAGCCGCUCCGAGGAAUUAA